AGUCAGUUUCCAUCGGGACUCCCAGCCAAGAGGUGGUGUACACGUGCAACCCUCCAUUUGGGGAGUAACGAGAUUUACACGGAAAUCACGUCGGCAACAUCCUACACGGUGGUGUAUCAAUUACAUGUGGGUUGAAAGUCAACCCCACGCUUUGAAAGUGAAUGCCGGCGAAAAGAAUAAUUUCUCACAAAAGAUGACUCUCUAAUUUGAUCUCUCACGCAGUCAGGAAUUGUGUGUGCAAGGUGUAUAAUAAAAGAAGGGGUGGAGGAGAGAAAAUUUUGAAAAUUAUGUGGUUGUGAAAGUAAAUGUUGGGAGAAAAAAAUUGGAUUAGUGGGAAAAACUGUGGUAUUCUUGUAUGAGAGAAGACAAUUCAUGUGAUUGCCCUGGUGGUUAGAUUGAGGAUUAUCCCGUGGGGAUUUUCAAUAUCACCAUAAGAAUCACCCGCUGGAUUGCUCGUGUGAAUUGUUUGUGAUUGGUGCUGAAGGAAGGAAGAUCAGCGUGGUAGUGAGAGAGUGUUUAAGUGCAAAUCAAAAUGACUAUUUAAUCUACAGCUAGGUCAUUUGGUGGAUUUCUCACAGAGUGUUGCAGCCCCACACGUUGGAGAAAUCCAACUUCUGUGCUGGAUAUGACAGAGUGGGAAUCUCGCAGUGAAAAAUUGUGGAUGGUGCUCAAGUGGAUGUAAAAGGAGAGUAUUUUGUGGAAGUGAUAAGAAGAAAACCCUUGAGGAGAGUGUGCGAAAAUGUGUCUCAAGUGCUUUCCACAGGACACUGCGUGGUGGGUGUGAAUGAGGAAUAUUGACAUGCAUAUCAUGAGCCACUUACCCAAAUGGCAGUGCUGGAUGUUCCUGAUCGGAUCCCUCAAAUAGCACCAUCACCACCAUGUCUAGGGCCACUUUUUUACACUUCUAUCACUUAGCACUCAUUCACGUGCUCAUCGUUCUUGUGGGCACCACCGAAUCACCGUUCCAGGAAAUACCAACACCUCCGCCGGCGAUGAGUUCCACGGAAUCACCGCAGAUCUCAUACAAUUUCUCUCUGACUUCAGCCAAUGCACCAAUUGAGGUGGUCCAAGAAUCUCCUACUCCAGUGCCACUGAGUGCUCCACUUGUGUAUAAUAAUGACCCAGUGGCGGUGACAGAGUCUGCUGCUGUGGGAGCUACCACCACUGCAUCCCAUGGCCGAAGGGUGGUUUCGAAAGGGGAAAGUGGCAAUAAAGGUCGGAAGACGGUAGAGGACAAAUUUCAGAGAGUGCUGAAGACGAAUUCAUCGCAAACAAACAGUAGUGUGAGCAGGAACCACAAAACUGAUGCUCCCAUGCUCAACUACAUCUUCGAUUCUCAUAUUGUCAAUAAACAUCAUCAUCAUGAUUUUAGGUUUGGUCCACGGUUUGAGGACACUAUCGCAAGCCAAGCAAAUGUAACAGUCCGGGAAGGUGGAACAGCGUAUUUUAAUUGCAAAAUCACGUACCUUGCAGACAAAAUGGUAUCGUGGGUUCGUCGAAAUCCCGAGACUGAUGAACUGCAGUUACUCACCGUGGGCCAUCAUACCUACAGUGCCGACUCACGCUACAGCGUUGACUUCGAAUAUCCCAACAAUUGGAGGCUACGGAUCGUGACCGCCGACCGAAGGGAUGAAGGAAUCUACGAGUGCCAAAUUUCGACUCACCCACCGCGAGUCAUUCAAAUUUACUUCUACGUCAGUGAACCGGAAGUCGUUAUUGUGGACGAACAAGGUUUACCUCUCUAUGAGAAAUACUACGAGGUGGACUCAACACUCGAUCUCAUUUGCAUUGUGCGGCACGUCAAGAUGACGACGUCGAUGGUGCAUUGGGUUCACGGGGAAGCAUUGCUGAAUUAUGACACCAAUCGUGGUGGAAUCAGCGUACGGACAGAUUUAAUGGAUGAAGGAGCCAAUUCAACACUAUCAGUGGCAAAACUCAAUAAAUCCGAUUCUGGCAACUACACUUGCUCAAUUGGACCAACACAAUUCUUCACGACAUCUGUUCAUGUCCUCAAUGCAGAAAGCUUGGCCGAACUCUAUCACGGUUCAGGAGUUCCACUACAAAUUGCAUCGAGAGUCAUGUGGCCACUUCUCAUUGUCUAUCUAGCAACUAAGGUGCGGUAUAUUUUGUUGUGAAGUGAAUAGACGCAUAAUAAAGAUACAAGGAUUAUGAGAAAAACUUCUUCAUCUAAUUUCCUACUUAUUCAUCCAUCCUUUAAAAAAAUCUCUAGAGACUUAAUGUAAUUUAUAAAGUAAGCAUUUUGUGGGAAUUUUCGCCUGAAAAAAGACAAAAUGAAGAUGCUUUUAUGGAAGAAGAGUCACGUUGGGAUUUUCUCAUCUAUAAAUAAGCAAGAAAGGAACUAAAAUAAACAAUGAUAAAUAACAAGGUCCAGUGCGUGUAAAUCAUAUCUCGCUGUGCCUCUGACAAAAAAAAGGAAAACGAAGUGAGGGUGGGAGAAGGUACUUAAAAUUAGAUAAAUUGUUGAGAGUAUUUAAUGGAGUUAGAACGAAAGCAUUUAGUGGAAAUAAACACGUAACACUAAUGACGAUUUAUCCGUCAUAUUUAUAUACAACAAUGACACGGACGAAAUGAUUGUUUUAUUUGUCAGGCGCAUUUGAGGAAUAAUGUAAUCCAUAAUGUAAUAAUGUUAAUUUAACUCAAAUAAUAACUCAUGAUGAAAACAUUAAUUUGUUUACCUGACAUGGAAAAAUAAAGAGGGAAUAAUAGAAAACUUAAAA
Messenger RNA from Lutzomyia longipalpis, 2738 nucleotides. RefSeq lists its product as uncharacterized. Gene Ontology annotation, cellular component: neuron projection membrane. The record is from RefSeq and is a predicted model, not a curated record. The coding region runs from base 879 to 2135 and encodes 418 amino acids. The transcript has 7 exons. NCBI's taxonomy places the organism in Eukaryota, Metazoa, Arthropoda, Insecta, Diptera, Psychodidae. Gene Ontology annotation, biological process: synapse organization.